CGCAAUACUAUUUCAGACAGUCUCCCUUAAUCGCAAAGCGGAAAGAUGCACCUCCCAGUCAUCCUGUUCUCUUUUGGAUUCUAUGCUGUUGCGGAGAGUGUCAUUUCAACAACCUGUUGCGGACCUGAGGCAAAGGAUCAAGUGGCAUGGGAGAUGGUAAAGGCAAUGGCGGAAGACUCCUUCUAUGUGUUCCAAACAACUACCAGCCAGACUCUAAACUGUACACGCUUCGAGGUCAAUCAAACCGACGAAAAUAAUCACACGGCAACAUUGGUCAUCCGUACCCGAUCAGACACAAUUGUAACAACCGUUGCUGCGAAGGGCAACCAGCUCAUCGUAAACGCUCAACAAGAGUUUCCAGGUUCGUAUCCUGUACUGUACACCGAUAACUGUACCUGCGGUGUAUUCGCUUCACCAGAUGAGGAAGAAAUCCUCCUCUGGGUCGCUAACAGAACUGCCCUAACAGGUUCCUACAAUAUGUGUUGCAAUGAAGUCUUCAACAGGGAAGCAAUGAAGAUACAGAACGUUACAUACGGCAAGUUCUCCGAGGACUGUCUUGAAUCUUCGCGAAAUAAUCGCGUUGCGACAGAUUUUCGUAUUUCAGACGGAAACGACGAUGUGAAAUAAAGGAAACGAA
This is a messenger RNA of Ornithodoros turicata, 637 nucleotides long. RefSeq lists its product as uncharacterized. The transcript has 5 exons. Bases 46 to 627 code for a protein of 193 amino acids. Lineage: Eukaryota; Metazoa; Arthropoda; Arachnida; Ixodida; Argasidae. The record is from RefSeq and is a predicted model, not a curated record.